GUUUAAGAUUAUAUGAGAAGGUCUAACAUUGCAUAUGAUUAUUGAUUGACUACUGUUGCUUAUAUCGAUGGAUUUAUGAUAAAUUGGAAAUGCCAUUAUAUGAAAUUACUCUAAUUACCCGGUCUCUGGCUAAGCCUGAAUUAUUUACCGCAAUACGUCGUGCCGCAAAAGUUCUGCUUGAUAAUGGUGCUAUAAUUGAAAAAUUGGAGAGCCUUGGACAUCGUGACCUGCCGUUUAGACGAGUGAGAAAGCAAACGACGGAACAUAUAUACACGUCAAACUACUUCCUAAUUAAAGCAUUCAUGCCACGCGAAGUACGCGAUACAACAAAUACAAUAUUACGCAACGAUCUCGACUUAGUUCAUGUUGUCUAUGUGAAUGAAAAGCCGAAAGAGCCGAUUCAUUGUAAUCUGGCACAACUGUUAAAGCCACCAUCACAAAGAGAAUCAGUAAAAGCUUUACGAGACAAUCAAAAGUUAGGGCAUUAUACACGACAGAUGAUUUACAAACGAACAGAAAAGGAAUGGAAGGCUAUUCCAAAAUCUUAUCCAAUAGCAGAACCGGAGAUUAUCGGUAGACCUAAACCACAAAAAUAUGAUUAGCCUAAAUAGAUUCGAACGGUGAUUGAGGGAUAGAUUGUGAAGUUAGACUGUUUUUGUUGUUGUUUCGUAAUCUUCUUCAGCAGUCCAAAUA
This is a messenger RNA of Loa loa (African eye worm), 693 nucleotides long. RefSeq lists its product as hypothetical. Bases 90 to 602 code for a protein of 170 amino acids. The transcript has 4 exons. Lineage: Eukaryota; Metazoa; Nematoda; Chromadorea; Rhabditida; Onchocercidae. Gene Ontology annotation, molecular function: small ribosomal subunit rRNA binding; structural constituent of ribosome. Gene Ontology annotation, biological process: translation. Gene Ontology annotation, cellular component: mitochondrial small ribosomal subunit; ribosome. The record is from RefSeq and is a predicted model, not a curated record.